AUUUUUUCUGUUCAGGCUUCUACGUCUAUUCUCUGCUGAAGCCUGCAUUCCCCUCAUAUCAACAGUACUCGUCGUCUUCGCUGAACCGCUGCGGGUUGGAAGCACUGACUGAUACUUCUGCUGUUGUUCUCGUUUCGAUUACGCACCAGCUGCGCCAACAGAUUCCCGCGAUGGAUCCUCUUUCUGCCAUAGGACUGGUUUCGGGUGUCAUCACGUUUAUCGACUUCGGAUAUGAAGUCAUAUCGGCUGCCAGAGAGGUUCGUGCGUCGUCAUCCGGUACGACCGCAGCUAACAACCACAUCAAAUUCCUUAACGAACGCAUGGAAGCCGUGGCAUCAGACCUAACAGUCGCAAGGUCAAGCGGAAUCAUGUCUGCAGAUAACCAAAGACUCACGGAGCUUGCUGAUAAGUGUCUGGAACUUUCCGGUGGCUUGAAGAAGCUUCUGGACAAGCUGAGAGCGAAGAAUCCAAAAUCGAAGCGACAGGUCUUGAGCAGUAUCAUGAAAAAUGUGAAGAAGAAGGAUGAGAAAAAGAAUUUGGAAGCUAGGCUGGAUAAAUGUCGUCAGCAGCUGCAUUUGCAGUUGUCUCACACCACGAGGCUUGAAAGUCUCAGUCGUCUGGACGAGAUCGUGCAAACAGGAAAAUGUUACGACAAAGAAUUACGGUCUCUUAACCAGCAACUGGCUGUUCUUAAAGACGCCGUGGCAGGCUUGAAUCCGAAUUCUAAACUUCAAGACGAGGCGCGGGCGAUCCUCGACCUGUCCGACCUGGCUAUCUCCAAGGUCUUGCAAAACGGCAUCUUGGAGGCUCUCAGGUUUGAGAAGAUGGAGAGCCGCUUUGAUAGUAUCGUGGAGGCGCAUCCCGACACAUUCAAGUGGCUAUUAGAAGAAGAGUCCCCGGACUCAUCCAUCGUAUCGACGGGGGACAUGAAUGACCAGUGGUUCAGCAUCAUGAACGAUGCUGUUGAGCAGGACAUUCCGCUACGACUCGAGAUACGGAAAAGCUUUACCAACUGGCUGUCGCAUGGAAACGGAAUAUUCCACAUCUCUGGAAAGCCAGGAGCAGGGAAGUCGACCUUGAUGAAAUAUCUCUCUGAUAGCAAUGAGAUCAAAAAGUACAUGAAUACCUGGGCGGACGGGAAGGAGAUUACAUUUGCGUCGUUCUUCUUCUGGAGGCAUGGUACGGAAUUUCAAAAAUCACUCCACGGGCUGCUACGGUCGCUCUUACAUUCUGUAAUCGAUGGACACCCUGACCUCGCACGGAUGGUCUUCCCUACUCAGUGGGAGGCGGCAAGGACGAGUCCCGGAAAGACAUUGCAUUUCCACCUGUCCGACAUCCAGAAGGCAUUCGAAAUCCUCAUGGAAACACCCGAGGUCUAUACCAAACACAAGUUCGCGUUUUUCGUUGACGGCCUGGACGAGUUCGAAGGCCACGACGAUUCGCUUGUCAAGACACUCUUUCAGUGGGCUCACUCAGGCUCGGAAAACAUAAAGAUCUUGGUCUCCAGUCGAGAAUUGCCCAUUUUCCAACAACGCUUUUCUAAAUGUCCCAAGUUCCGACUGCACGAAGCUACCUAUCGAGACAUAUUCCUUUUCGUGUACGAUACGUUACGGGAGAAUGAAGAUGUCAAGUCCUUGUCUCAGCCCCAAGAGGUGGCACGCCUUGGAAGACUGCUAGUUGAAAGAGCAGAGGGCGUCUUCCUCUGGGUGUCUCUUGCGAUGAGGCUUGUGGAGCGGGGCUUAGUGCUAGAAGAAUCAAUUGAGGAGCUUGAGAGCGCCAUAGAACAGCUUCCUCACGAACUGGAGCAGCUGUUCCGAGUCAUUUUCGACUCAAUCAAGACGGAAAGGGACCUGGCCAAGCGCCGAAAAGCUAUGCGGACGCUUUCCCUUGCUGUGGAUGAGAUCCAAGUACCCGCAUGCAACGGUCGCCUGUACCUAACACAUCUUUCGUUCAUGAACGACUAUGAUCGCGAUCCGGACUUUUCGAGCCAAGUAAAAAGUACGAAAAACGCCGCAGAUAGGAGUGCGCGCUUAUCUCGUUGCCGAAAGCAGCUUGGCGGUGGCUGCAGGGGACUUCUCACCAUAAGGUCCUAUUAUUGGGAGCAUGAAGUUCUCGUUAGGAAAGAAACUGUGGUGUUAACGCAUCGGUCGCUCAUUGAAUUCUUUCAACUUCCCGAUGUUCAAGUUUCUAUUAAAGAGUACACACGAGGCUUCGACAGACUGCUUUUCUAUUGUCAAUCAUUGAUUGCCGAGUUGAAAGUAUGGUCCCUUGAUGAAGAGUAUGAUGGAUUAGAGGACAUAUUAUCGAGUAUUACACCACAUGGCAGAGAGGAUACAAAAUCAGAGGCGCUUUACGGAAGACUAUGGGUUGCAGCCGAACUGGAACGCCUCAUCUCGCUCCAUUACCACAUUCAUGACUCGAAUAAGUCAACUCUCAUCUCAACUAUAUCCCAGGUGAGGCUUCUAAUCCAAUCAGAGUCUGAAUCAACUUGGGCGUCUGAAUUCAUGUACAUUUCUCUCUGGAGAUCUGAUGGCACUAAGCAUUUCACGCAUUUCAUCAUUCCGUGCCAACUUGAAGACUGUAUUGUUCUCGUGGCCUUGAAGUUGGGCCUUCACGAGCUCUGGCCGACGACCGACCUGGAAGGCAAAAUCCGUGAUGCCGUCUUAUGUCUUGUUGCAAUGUCCCUGGAAGGGUUCUGGAUGAGGGAUCGUGCACUACAGUUUGUGCCGCCUUCUUUUGAUAGAUUGCUCCACAGCUUAGCAAUCUGCCUUGGGGGUGGGACAUCAACAAAUUCGAUCAUGAGGUUACCGAGCGGACGUUUGAGACCUAGCGUUUGGCAGAACAUGGUGUGGCACUGCAUCGUGACACCCUGCAAUCAAGCAUCCGUCGCGCCGGUGUGGCUGCUCUUCAUUCUGCACGGGGCUGACACGAGAUUCACACUCAACUUCAAACAGACUUGCAACUUCAGUGCUAGAGACAAAAACGCAAAGACAAUGGAGAUGACGGGACUUUGGGGACCAGAUGGCUACCAAACUCAAAUUCACACACCAAUAUUGAUCGAUGAAGAUGAGGACGGGAUCCUGGGGCUAGCCCGAAAUCGGAAUUGGUCUGUUUCCUUGGAGGAACUGGCAUAUUUCUGGUUUGUACCUCAUGUAGACAGUUUUCGGAAAGUUUUCGAGUUGUAUGGGAACAGUCACAUCUCGGAAGGGGCCCAAAAGGACCUGGGGCGAGAGCUGGGGUUUGAUCUUGAAUGUUGGCAGAGUCAGACGUGGGGCGACCCGCGACCUCUCCUUCGGUAUCCUUGGGAAGGGGAGACCGAAGCACUUCGUGAUUCUGAUCGGACAGUCUCCGCGGACGAUAUAUGAUUUUCUAUGAGACGAUUGGAA
Messenger RNA from Diaporthe batatas, 3386 nucleotides. RefSeq lists its product as uncharacterized. The record is from RefSeq and is a predicted model, not a curated record. The transcript has 3 exons. Bases 171 to 3365 code for a protein of 1064 amino acids. Lineage: Eukaryota; Fungi; Ascomycota; Sordariomycetes; Diaporthales; Diaporthaceae.